GGGCGGCUGCGAGGGGCGGUGCCUCGGCGAUCCCCGGGCCGCGCCGGGGGGAGGCGGCGGCGGCGGCGGAUCCGGGCCCGGCGGAGGCGGAAGGGGCGGGCGGACGUGGCCCUGACUCUGCGGGACGCGCGAUGCUGGUUAUCCUCCUGGGAAACAUCACUUUUUGUGUAUAAAGAAUAUCUUGCUGAGUUGCUGCAACUGAGUUUAGAAUGUUACUUGACUUGUGAUUCUGAUGGAGGAAUAACAAGAGCUCAGGCUGCUGCACUGGAAGACUUUACUGGAAGUACAAAAUGUCGUCGAAUAGGAGUCAGAACCCGCAUGGACUUAAACAGAUUGGUCUUGACCAGAUAUGGGAUGACCUAAGAGCUGGAAUUCAACAGGUUUACACCAGACAAAGUAUGGCGAAAUCCAGAUACAUGGAACUCUACACUCAUGUUUAUAACUACUGUACCAGUGUACACCAGUCAAAUCAAGCACGGGGAGCUGGAGUACCUCCCUCUAAAUCGAAAAAGGGCCAGACACCUGGAGGUGCUCAGUUUGUUGGCUUGGAAUUGUACAAACGGCUAAAAGAAUUUCUGAAGAACUACUUGACUAAUCUCCUUAAGGAUGGUGAAGAUUUGAUGGAUGAGAGUGUGCUGAAAUUCUACACUCAACAGUGGGAAGAUUAUAGGUUUUCAAGCAAAGUAUUGAAUGGGAUAUGUGCCUACCUCAAUCGACAUUGGGUUCGUCGUGAGUGUGAUGAAGGUCGUAAAGGAAUAUAUGAAAUUUAUUCACUUGCCUUGGUGACCUGGAGAGACUGCUUAUUCAGGCCAUUAAAUAAGCAGGUAACAAAUGCAGUGUUGAAAUUGAUUGAAAAGGAAAGAAAUGGUGAAACUAUCAAUACAAGGCUGAUCAGUGGAGUUGUACAAUCCUAUGUGGAGCUGGGGCUGAAUGAAGAUGAUGCAUUUGCAAAAGGACCUACACUAACUGUCUAUAAAGAAUCCUUUGAAUCUCAGUUUCUUGCUGACACAGAGAGAUUUUAUACACGAGAAAGUACUGAAUUCUUGCAACAGAACCCAGUCACAGAGUACAUGAAGAAGGCUGAAGCUCGCCUUCUUGAGGAGCAGCGUAGAGUUCAGGUAUAUCUCCAUGAGAGCACACAAGAUGAGUUAGCACGAAAGUGUGAGCAAGUACUUAUCGAAAAACAUCUGGAGAUAUUUCAUACAGAGUUUCAGAACUUGUUGGAUGCUGACAAAAAUGAAGACUUGGGUCGCAUGUAUAACCUUGUAUCUCGAAUCCAGGAUGGCCUUGGAGAGCUGAAAAAACUUUUGGAAACUCACAUUCACAAUCAGGGUCUAGCUGCAAUUGAGAAAUGUGGAGAAGCUGCACUAAAUGAUCCAAAAAUGUAUGUACAGACAGUGUUGGAUGUCCAUAAGAAAUACAACGCUUUAGUCAUGUCUGCAUUCAACAAUGAUGCUGGCUUCGUGGCUGCACUAGACAAAGCUUGUGGUCGAUUUAUAAAUAAUAAUGCAGUAACAAAAAUGGCUCAAUCAUCCAGUAAAUCCCCAGAGCUACUGGCACGAUACUGUGACUCUUUACUAAAGAAAAGUUCAAAGAAUCCAGAAGAAGCAGAAUUGGAAGAUACACUCAAUCAAGUGAUGGUUGUCUUCAAGUACAUUGAGGAUAAAGAUGUGUUUCAAAAAUUCUAUGCUAAAAUGCUGGCAAAGAGACUUGUGCAUCAAAACAGUGCUAGUGAUGAUGCUGAGGCAAGCAUGAUCUCCAAACUAAAACAAGCUUGUGGUUUUGAGUAUACCUCCAAGCUGCAGCGGAUGUUCCAAGACAUUGGUGUAAGCAAGGAUUUGAAUGAGCAAUUUAAAAAGCACCUGACCAAUUCAGAACCAUUAGAUUUGGAUUUCAGCAUCCAGGUGCUGAGUUCUGGAUCGUGGCCGUUCCAGCAGUCCUGCACGUUUGCUCUGCCAUCUGAGUUAGAACGGAGCUAUCAGAGAUUUACUGCAUUUUAUGCCAGUCGUCAUAGUGGAAGAAAAUUAACAUGGUUGUAUCAGCUGUCCAAAGGGGAAUUGGUUACCAACUGUUUCAAAAACAGAUACACAUUACAGGCAUCCACAUUCCAGAUGGCGAUUUUACUGCAGUACAACACAGAAGAUGCCUACACCGUGCAGCAGCUGACAGACAGUACUCAAAUAAAAAUGGAUAUCUUGGCACAAGUUCUACAGAUACUGUUGAAAUCAAAAUUGCUUGUUUUGGAAGAUGAAAAUGCAAAUGUUGAUGAAGUGGAGUUAAAACCAGAUACUUUAAUAAAACUGUAUCUUGGUUACAAAAACAAAAAGUUAAGGGUAAACAUCAAUGUGCCAAUGAAGACUGAACAGAAGCAGGAGCAAGAAACUACACAUAAAAAUAUAGAGGAAGACAGGAAACUACUGAUUCAGGCUGCUAUUGUGAGAAUCAUGAAAAUGAGGAAAGUUCUAAAACACCAGCAACUGCUUGGAGAAGUGCUAACACAGCUGUCCUCAAGGUUCAAGCCACGAGUUCCUGUAAUUAAGGUAUGUGAGACCCAUAUCUCUGAACCUGGAUUCCAGGAGGUGAGGUGGAUAUCUACGCAGACAAAACACAUGCUUCUGAAUUAAAAAGGAAAGCUAAGGAGAUGGGAUGGACAAGGGUAGAUUUUUUUGAGUUGCAAGUAGGGAAUAUUUUAACCAGAAAUACUGCAUUUCUCUUAGGGUACUAUCCAUGUUUCACACUGUUGGCAGUGAUGGUAAAAUAGUAGCUGGAUUGCAUCUUUUCACAUCAGUCAGCUUACCAUUGCCCUUGAUCCAGGCUUACCUUUUGUUCCUGCUCUCCCAGUUGUGGGACAAUAGUCAGCCUUGGGGUUACUCGAUGUAACAGUUUCCUGCUUUCCUUUACAGUAAAAAUGUUAGGGAAGGGGGCAUUGGAUUUAAUUAUUUACUCAUAAUUAUACUGGUUAUAUUAAUUACUCAUUUAUGUAUAUUAAUUUUUUCAUCUGUUUGUUUAAGUGAGCUCACUAGCAGUUUUUAUAUCCCCAACCAAGGGGUAGGUGGGGCAAAGGACAGGCAGUGAGAGAGAGCAGUUGCAUGAACUGGCACCAAGGCAGUUACACAGAGAGCCCCUCACUGCUGCUGUCUUUCGUGACCUUACAUAAGCUCUCUGCAUCUUGGUGUAAUUCUUUAUUUGCUGUCUUACUAUGAAGUUGCUCAGCGUACUGAUGAUCUCCCAGUCACACCCCUGGAAUGGCAUCCAGUAAGUGCAAUUCAGUUUAGUGGAUUUACAAAGCCUUCUGCUUGGAUGUGGUCAGAAAGAGGAGAGUGAACUGCUGUGGUUUGUGUCCUUUACCUAUUCCUGUCCUCUAUUUGGCAGGAAACUCCCUUGGGGGUCAAAAUCAAAGUUUGGAGCAACCCCAGAGAGGGCUUUUAUGCCUGUGUCUCACAGCUCACCUCUGUUCUGUUC
This is a messenger RNA of Motacilla alba alba, 3462 nucleotides long. RefSeq names its product cullin 1 (gene CUL1). The transcript has 21 exons. Gene Ontology annotation, molecular function: ubiquitin protein ligase binding. Gene Ontology annotation, biological process: protein ubiquitination; SCF-dependent proteasomal ubiquitin-dependent protein catabolic process. Bases 291 to 2624 code for a protein of 777 amino acids. The record is from RefSeq and is a predicted model, not a curated record. Gene Ontology annotation, cellular component: SCF ubiquitin ligase complex. Lineage: Eukaryota; Metazoa; Chordata; Aves; Passeriformes; Motacillidae.